This is a messenger RNA of Marchantia polymorpha subsp. ruderalis, 1255 nucleotides long. The record is from the annotation of a GenBank genome assembly. NCBI's taxonomy places the organism in Eukaryota, Viridiplantae, Streptophyta, Marchantiopsida, Marchantiales, Marchantiaceae.
CGAUAUAUGUCUUUAAGCUUUUGGGCAGAAUCAUCAUUCUCAACUCCGACAAUCAUGGAAUGGCAGGGAUUUCAGUGAUGUGAGUGCAUGUCUACUGUACUACCGCUGCUGAUCCCCAGGCAUCUGGUCAGUCGCUUGGAUGUCAGCUAGGGUGCCCAGGGACGGGCCAAUACCGGGGGCCAUGGUUUGCAGGAAGGGAGAUCAAAUGCAAAGGGGAGGCAGGAAAAACGUAAGCUGUUCGUGCUUUAGCGAAGAUGGCAGGAAUUGCACUCGGGGCACCGCUUGAUUUUGGCACACACUAGAGCGGCUGCGCUGAAAAUAAUAUGCUCUGAAUUCAGAUGUUUCCUUAGCAAGAGGAUUCUCUUCGCCGCCUUUUUCCUCUUGCCUUGUGUGUGCCUGCAACAUAGUUCCAGGAAGGACUUUUCAGUACACUUUUCAGAACGUCACCACUCCUGCUCUGUUCGCUCUGAGUCCAAGCCCGGCACCUUCUUUGGUGAUGGCUGCGGGAACCUUUGCCUCAGCUCUGGUCCAUCAUAUGGACAGACUUCGACUCCACACACGCGUCCUUACUGCCAACAAGGACAAACGGGCACCACGUCGAUGCAAGCGGGCAUUGUGAUCACCGCAGGGAUUCUCUGCAAGAAUUUCGUCUGGUGUUUGUGCUUUGUAAUCUGCUGGGAGAUAUUCACGCUUCUUUUCUCGGUUCCCGCCUCCCUCGACGUGAGUUUCACAAGGCAAGGCAGGUUCUUCGGAUGAUGAUGUCAUGAUCGAGAGAUGACGAAUUCGGGUAUUUCCUUUCUAGGUUUCACAGUUACCGAAUGUCUCUUCUCUUUCUUGAGAUUUCUUGAAGAAUUUUCGAAGAAGGGUUCAAUCUGUUCCAUUUUACUAUCUGGACAAGCACGAGGAAAAUUUACUGCGCUGGUCUACAAAGCUUGUAGGUGCAUCGAUAACAUCCAGAAAUGUGUAAGUUAUCACCUGUAGAUUCUCAAAGGCCGCUGAUUUACAUAGUCUAUACUUGGCCACAUGUUCAGCGUGCUAGUUUAUCCAUCCAGUCGAAGUCAUGUUAACCAUUAGCACCGAGGAAUAUCGUUCAUUAUUUGCAAGAUUUGGAAGUGAAAACACUCUGUUCUCAAAAGCUUGAGGAAUUCUUCAACAUUUUAAGCCCGACAUUAUGGCAUGUAGACCAAUAUCCAUUUUAGUCAGACUCGCCUGGAAUGUUUUCAUUCUUGUAAAUGAUACACACCAUCGAAUUUUG